AUGCGUUUCGCAACCGUCUUCGCCGGAAUGGCGGCCAUGGCUGCCACCACGGCCAACGCAAUCCAGGGCUUCAACUAUGGCGCAUUCUUCCUGAACCAGCAGCCCAAGUUCCAGGUCGACUUUGAAUACGAGUUCCGCCGUGCUCAGCAGCUGCCGGGCACCUCCGGAUGGAACUCUGCGCGCCUGUACACUAUGGUCCAAUGGCAGACGGCCAACGACGUUGUCCAGGCCAUCCCGGCCGCCAUCAACACGCGCACGUCCCUCCUGCUCGGCCUCUGGGUCUCGGGCGGCCCGCAGGCCAUCGAGAACGAGCUGACUGCGCUGCGCAAGGCCAUCGACCAGUACGGCACGGCCUUCACGUCGCUCGUCGUCGGCAUCUCGGUCGGCUCCGAGGACCUUUACCGCAACACCAACAACGAGGUCGGCGUCGACGCCGCCUACCUGCUCAACUGCAUCCAGCGCACCCGCGACCUCAUCCGCGGCACGGCCCUCGCCAACGUCCCCGUCGGCCACGUCGACACCUACAACGCCUUCCUCGACGGCCGGAAUGCUGCAGUCAUCCCCGCCAUCGACUUCAUCGGCUUCGACGGCUACCCCUACUGGGAGCAGACCCUGCCCAACUCCAUCGAGAACAGCCGCGAGCGCUUCUACGACGGCCUCAACAAGACCAUCGCCAUCUCCCAGGGCAAGCCCGUCUGGAUCACCGAGACUGGUUGGCCCGUCGUCGGAAAGCAGGUCAACCAGGCUGUCGCCAGUGCCCAGAACGCCAGGAGGUACUGGCAGGAAGUUGCGUGCUCCCUGAUCCGUGCCAACAUCAACGUCUGGUGCUUCGGCGUUUAUGGCCCUGGUGAUCUUUUCUCCAUCAACCCAUACUAUGAUCUUUCUUGUUAA
Messenger RNA from Pyricularia pennisetigena, 891 nucleotides. RefSeq lists its product as uncharacterized. Gene Ontology annotation, molecular function: 1,3-beta-glucanosyltransferase activity; glucan endo-1,3-beta-D-glucosidase activity. NCBI's taxonomy places the organism in Eukaryota, Fungi, Ascomycota, Sordariomycetes, Magnaporthales, Pyriculariaceae. Bases 1 to 891 code for a protein of 296 amino acids. Gene Ontology annotation, cellular component: fungal-type cell wall; cell surface; extracellular region. Gene Ontology annotation, biological process: carbohydrate metabolic process; cell wall organization. The record is from RefSeq and is a predicted model, not a curated record. The transcript has 3 exons.